Molecule: messenger RNA, 702 nt
Organism: Oikopleura dioica
Lineage: Eukaryota; Metazoa; Chordata; Appendicularia; Copelata; Oikopleuridae
Source: the annotation of a GenBank genome assembly
AUGUUCUAUUUUACAGUUUCUGUCAUUUUCGGUCUCUGCGCUUCUCAAAAUCAGUUUGCCGAUCCGAUUUGGAUAACCUUUCAAACCGGGAGUACAGUCUACGAGUACAGUAGAGCCACCGAAUUUGUAACCUACAGUCAGGCUCGAGAACGAUGUCGAGCUAUAAACGCGUCGCUCCCGCUUCCAUCGAAUCUUGAAGAAAACCGCUUCUUUAGGGCUAUCGGAGGCACGUUUCUCAGAUUAAUCGAUUCGCCUGGAAACUUGACAGCGGAACUUGGCGACGGGAUCCACUAUGACGAGCUGACAAAUGCUCGUCCUACCUAUACCCAAUAUUGCGCUUCGAAUAUUUAUAUAACUGGACAGUCGGAACCGAUCUAUUUGGAGUUCAACAUCCUUCCAGGGUGCUGGCGGCCACGGACGCUCGACGAGGUGAAUGCGUUUACCUGUGUGAGGAAAAUAGGACCAGUUAGCAACUUUCCACCAAGGCUGUCUCAAGUCGAGGAGAAUCUUGCGAAUGUUACGACAGAGGCGCGACAAGGACUAGACUCCACUCAGUUGGUGAUUGAACGUCUUGAACAACAAAUUGCGACUUUGGAGGCAAGCCUGGAACUCUUAAACUCAACAUUCACCGGAACAUCAUCUGCUCAAGUUUUUGGAGUGAACUUAUCUGCGCUUUUUAUUCUUUAUUUUUCAGUAUUCUGA